Molecule: messenger RNA, 17613 nt
Organism: Sinocyclocheilus rhinocerous
Lineage: Eukaryota; Metazoa; Chordata; Actinopteri; Cypriniformes; Cyprinidae
Product: ryanodine receptor 3
Exons: 117
Coding region: 1-17613 (5870 amino acids)
Biological process (GO): intracellular calcium ion homeostasis; release of sequestered calcium ion into cytosol by sarcoplasmic reticulum; striated muscle contraction
Cellular component (GO): Z disc; calcium channel complex; smooth endoplasmic reticulum
Molecular function (GO): protein binding; ryanodine-sensitive calcium-release channel activity; calcium ion binding
Source: RefSeq, a predicted model, not a curated record
AUGGCUGGCACACGCGACACAAGCUGCUCUACCUGCGACUGGCAAACACGCUUACAAACAGAUCUUCAGGUCCACUCUGUGUCCGAAACGAUGCUUGAGGUGCUUUGUAGAGAUCUGGUUCUGAUGCUCCUGCUGUCGCAGGUUCAAUCAGAGCACGUGUUUGUGUCGUUUGUGCAGUCAGCAGUGUGUUUAAUGAAAGGAGAGCGCAGCGGCGUCCUGGCCUCCGUCAGCAUGUGCUUUUACAAUGGUCCAAUGGUGCCUGCUCGAAUCUCAGACUUUCUGAUGGACAUCUCAGCAUGGAUGAAAGAACAUCACCUGCAGCUCAACCUGGCAAAGAAAGAUCUUCCCAGCCUCCCCAUCAGUACAGCACCAGUUUACCAUCCAACUGGGCUCAUCAAUGAUAAUCCCAUCGUGUUCAGCCAGGAAUCUUGGGAACAGCCACGGGCUCACACCCUCCUACCUCUGCUCUCUCCUAUGCGUCUGCAUCCCCUCCAGAAGCCUUUGGUCGGUAAACAAGCGGCAGCUCGUGGUCCCAUCGCAGAGAGGCACAAAACCACUGUCUUUUACUGCACCCUAGAGGCACAAAACCACUGUCUUUUACCGCACCCUGUUGGUGGAAUGACCUACAUAACUCCAUCCGGACAGCUGAAUCCCUCACAAUCUUCAAGAAACAACUCAAAACUCAUCUCUUCCUAUGUUCCUCCAGAUCUGUGCAUCUGUAGUUUUGUGCUGGAGCAGUCGCUGUCUGUCCGCGCGCUGCAGGAGAUGCUCGCCAAAACCGGACAAAACAACGACCAGUUCAUUAGAAAGGCGGCUCAGAGCGGAGGACACCGGACGUUACUGUACGGUCACGCUGUGCUCCUCAGACACUCCUUCAGCAGGAUGUAUCUGACCUGUUUGAAGACGUCGCGCUCGAUGACGGAUAAACUGUCGUUCGAUGUGGGACUUCAGGAAGACUCGACAGGUGAGGCCUGCUGGUGGACCAUUCAUCCCGCGUCUAAACAGAGAUCAGAGGGGGAGAAGGUGCGUAUCGGAGAUGAUCUCAUACUCGUCAGCGUCUCAUCGGAGCGAUAUCUGCAUCUGUCUAUAUCCAACGGCAGCAUCCAGGUGGAUGCAUCCUUCAUGCAAACGCUAUGGAACGUCCAUCCCACCUGUUCAGGGAGCAACGUGGAGGAAGGAUACCUUCUUGGCGGUCAUGUGAUGCGUCUCUUUCACGGGCACGACGAGGUUCUGACGAUCCCGGGAUCUGAUCAGAGUGAAGAAGAGCAGAGAUUGGUGAACUAUGAGACGGGUAAAGCCGGAGCAAAAGCCCGAUCUCUCUGGAGGCUGGAGCCGUUACGCAUCAGUUGGUGUGGCAGUCACAUCCGCUGGGGUCAGCCGUUCCGUCUGCGUCACCUGACCACCGGUCACUAUCUGGCGCUUACGGAGGACCGAGGCGUCGUGCUGCAGGACAGAGAGAGAUCAGACACCACGUUCACAGCCUUCUGCUUCAGAGCCUCCAAGGUGUGUCUUCAUUCAGAAGGACACAUGGAUGAUGGUUUGACGUUACAGCGCUGUCAACACGAGGAGUCGAGAGCCGCUCGAAUCAUCCGCAACACCACGCGACUCUUCAGCUGCUUCAUCAGAGAGCUCGACGGUUUGAGCGCCAAGAACCGCUCGUCUGUGGUUCUGCCCAUCGACGAGGUUCUCCAGACGCUCAACGACCUGAUCGCGUACUUCAGACUUCCCGAUGCCGAGCUGGAGCACGAGAAGAAACAGAUCAAGCUGCGCUCCCUGAAGAACCGACAGAACCUCUUCAAGCAGGAGGGCAUGCUGUCUCUGGUGUCCAGCUGCAUCGACCGCUUGAGCGUUUAUAACAGCGCGGCUCAUUUCGGUGAGUGUGCGAGUGAAGAGGCCGGAGGCGCGUGGAAGGACAUUCUUAACCUGCUCUACGAGCUGCUGGGUAAGAACCUGAACCAGAACCAGAACCUGAACCUGAACCUGAACCAGAACCUGAACCUGAACCUGAACGAACAUUCACUGCCAAUUCCAGAAGCUCUGAACAUCAUCCAGAGAGGACACAUCAAGACCAUCAUCUCUCUGCUCUACAAACACGGACGCAACCACAAGCGUCAGGAAAAACAUGUAAAUCUUCCGCCCGGAUCGUCUCUUGCCGUCUCAGGGAUCUUGGAGGUUCUUCACUGUAUUCUGAUUGAAAGUCCAGAAGCUCUGAACAUCAUCCAGAGGGGACACAUCAAGACCAUCAUCUCUCUGCUCUACAAACACGGACGCAACCACAAGGUCAGUCUGUCGCCUGCGACUCUCCUCGAGGAGUUUGGCAUGAGGCCCAAUAUCUUCGUGGGAGUCAGCGAAGGCUCGGCCCAGUACAGGAAGUGGUAUUUUGAGCUGGUGAUUGAUCAUGUGGAUCACUUCCUGACGGCCGAGCCGUCGCACCUGCGGGUGGGCUGGGCGUCCACUAAAGGUUACGCUCCCUACCCGGGCGGCGGAGAGGGCUGGGGAGGCAACGGCGUCGGGGACGAUCUCUACUCCUACGGCUUCGAUGGACUGCACCUGUGGUCAGGACGUAUCCCGAGGACGGUGGCGUCUAUGAAGCAGCAUCUGCUGGCGUCUGAUGACGUGGUGAGCUGCUGCAUGGAUCUGAAUGCUCCCAGCAUCUCCUUCAGGAUCAACGGGCAGCCGGUGCAGGGCAUGUUCGAGAACUUCAACAUCGACGAGCUCUUCUUCCCCGUCGUCAGCUUCUCCGCCGGCGUCAAGGUGCGCUUCCUGUUGGGCGGUCGUCACGGAGACUUCAAGUUCCUGCCGCCGUCGGGUUACGCGCCGUGUUACGAGGCUCUGCUGCCCAAAGAGAAGAUGAGGGUCGAGCCGGUCAAAGAAUACAAGAGAGACGCAGACGGAGUGAGAGACUUACUGGGAAACACACACUUCAUGUCACAGACCUCCUUCAUACCCAAACCUGUGGACACGUCUCAGAUCGGGAUGCCUCCUCAUCUGGAGAAGGUUCGAGAUCGUCUGGCGGAGAACAUCCAUGAGCUCUGGGGAAUGAACAAGAUCGAGCUGGGCUGGUGCUACGGGAAGGUAUCGCUCCGACAGUCACACAAACACACGCUGAUUUCAAGAAGUUGUGUAUCACGUGACCUGUGCUCGUCGACUCUGCUGGCGUUGGGCUGUCAUGUGGUCCAGGUGAAGGUCAACGCUGAAGAGGAGCUGAAGAAGCUCAAGCUCCCUAAGAAUUAUAUGAUGUCUAACGGCUAUAAGCCGUCGCCGCUGGAUCUGUCAGACGUCAAACUGAGCGCCGCUCAAGAGCUGCUGGUGGACAAACUGGCAGAAAACGCUCACAACGUCUGGGCCAAAGACCGCAUCAAACAGGGCUGGACCUACGGCAUCCAGCAGGUGAGAGAGGAUGCUGGGAUAUCACUCACAGCGACACGUCACGUGGUGGAGCGGCUGAGCAUCGAUAAGAUCCGUUUCUUCCGUGUGGAGCGCACGUAUGCGGUGAAGAUGGGCCGGUGGUAUUUCGAGUUCGAGGCGGUGACGGGUGGAGACAUGCGGGUGGGCUGGGCUCGGCCCGGCUGCAAACCCGACGUGGAGCUGGGAACGGACGAGCAGGCCUACGUCUUCGACGGUCAUCGGGUGAGUGGGGAAACGCUGAAACCCGUCAGACCUCUUCUGACUACCGGAAAUGGAGAAAGCUUGGGUCACGUGGUGGAGCGGCUGAGCAUCGAUAAGAUCCGUUUCUUCCGUGUGGAGCGCACGUAUGCGGUGAAGAUGGGCCGGUGGUAUUUCGAGUUCGAGGCGGUGACGGGUGGAGACAUGCGGGUGGGCUGGGCUCGGCCCGGCUGCAAACCCGACGUGGAGCUGGGAACGGACGAGCAGGCCUACGUCUUCGACGGUCAUCGGGGUCAUCGGCUCCACACGGGCAGCCGUCUGUUCGGCCGCUGCUGGCACGCCGGGGAUGUCGUGGGUUGUAUGAUCAACUUGGAGGACAAAUCCAUGAUCUUCACCCUGAACGGAGAAAUCCUGAUCACCAACAAGGGCUCCGAGCUGUGCUUCGCUGACUUUGACAUUGACGACGGUUUCAUCCCGGUCUGUAGUUUGGGUCUGUCUCAGGUGGGCCGUAUGAAUCUGGGGAAGGACGCCAGCACCUUUAAGUACUACACCAUGUGCGGCCUGCAGGAGGGCUUCGAGCCCUUCGCCGUCAACAUGAACCGCGAGGUGACCAUGUGGUUCAGCAAACGCCUGCCCACCUUCUGCAACGUGCCCAAAGACCACCAUCACAUCGCGGUCACUCGGAUCGACGGGACGGUGGACAGUCCGCCGUGUCUCAAAGUCACCCAUAAGACGUUCGGGACGCAGAACAGUAACGCUGACAUGGUGUUCUGCAGACUCAGCAUGCCGGUGGAGUUUCACUCCAGCUUCAGGAGCAGCUCUUGCACGCACAUCAACGGACUGAGUGAGGACGAGCCGCUUAAGCUCAGACACAGGCAUCCAGUGAAGUCCACCAAACACUCGGAUGAAGGCAGGAGAACAGAUUACAGCAGCAUCAGCACAUACUAUCAUUCGGUCAGGAUAUUUGCGGGUCAGGACCCAUCCUGCGUGUGGGUCGGAUGGGUCUCCCCUGACUACCAUUACUAUAGCAACCACUUCAGCCUCAGCAAGAACCGCACAGUGACCAUUACCCUGGGAGACGAGCGGGGCCGCGUGCACGAGAGCAUGAAGAGGAGUAACUGUUACAUGGUGUGGGGUGGAGACGUCACCAGCGCCGCCCACGCGUCCGGCCGCAGCAACGUGGAUUUAGAGAUCGGAUGCCUCAUCGAUUUGGCUAUGGGUCUGUUAGCGUUCACCGUCAAUGGCAAAGAGCUUCCCACAUCCUACCAGGUGGAGCCCAGCACAAAACUCUUUCCUGCUGUGUUUGUGCGGCCCACAAGCUCAAGUCUCUUCCAGUUUGAACUGGCCAAAAUCAAGAACGCCAUGCCCAUCUCGUCGGCCAUCUUUAAGAGCGAACACAAGAAUCCCGUUCCUCAGUGUCCUCCACGACUGGACGUCCAGACCAUUAACUCGGUGCUGUGGAGCCGAAUGCCCAACACCUUCCUGAAGGUGGAGAUGGCCCGUGUCAGCGAGAGGCACGGAUGGAUGGUCCAGUGUGUGGAAGCGCUGCAGAUGCUGGCUGUACACAUCCCCGAGGAGAACCGGUGUGUGGACAUCAUGGAGCUGUCGGAGCAGGAGGAGCUGCGUAAGUUCCACUAUCACACGCUGAAGCUGUACUGCGCUCUGUGUGCUCACGGGAACACGCGUGUGGCUCACGCGCUCUGCAGCCACCUCGACCAAUCGCAGCUGCUCUACGCCAUCGACAACCAGUACCUGUCGGGGAUGCUGCGCGAGGGCUUUUACGACGUCCUCAUCAGCGUGCACCUGGAGACGGCCAGAGCUGCCCGCCGCAUGAUGAACAACGAGUUCAUCAUCCCCGUCACGGCCGAGACGCGCAGCAUCCGCCUCUUCCCCGACGCCUCCAAACAGCACCGGCCUCCAGGCGUCGGGCUCAGCACGUGCCUCAAACCCAGACUCAGCUUCGGCCCGCCGUGCUUCAUCAGCAGCAAGCGCGAGCAACACCUGUACAGCCCAGAGAUCCCGCUGGAGGUGCUGAAGGAGAGGGCCAUCCGCAUGCUGACGGAGGCUGUGCAGGGCGGAGGAGACCACAUCCGCGACCCCGUGGGCGGAAGCGUGGAGUUCCAGUUCGUGCCGAUUCUGCGGCUCAUCGGCGCACUGCUCACGAUGGGAGUCCUGACCAGCCGCGACGUGCACAAGAUCCUGCUGCUCAUCGAGCCCGGAGUGUUCGGCGAGCACAGGGACGACGGCGCCAAAGAGGGGCUGACGGGAGCCGAGGAGAAGGCGGUGGAGGCCGGAGAGGAGGAGGAGGCCAGAGAUGGGAAAGAGCUGGUGAAGAGUCUGCUGGAGAAGAAACUCCCCGAGUCUGUCAAACGACAGAUGUGUGAGCUGCUGCACUAUUUCUGCGACUGUGAGCUGAGGCAUCGCGUCGAGGCCAUCGUCUCGUUCUCCGACAGCUUCGUCUCUAAGCUGCAGGUCAAUCAGAAGUUCCGCUAUAACGAGCUGAUGCUGGCGCUCAACAUGUCGGCCGCCGUCACCGCCAAAAAGACCAGAGAGUUUCGCUCGCCGCCGCAGGAACAGAUUAACAUGCUGCUGAACUUCACCGUGGGCGAGGACUGUCCGUGUCCCGCAGACAUUCAGGACGAGCUGUACGACUUCCACGGCGAGCUGCGGCUGCACUGCGGGAUUCCAGUGGAGGAGGAUGAGGAGGAUCAGGACUCGUCUAUUAAAGCUCGUCUGCUCGCUCUCGUCUACAAGAUCAAAGGUCAACCGCAGAGAUCUGAGCGUGAGCCCACAGAGAAAGAACAGAGCGCUCCCUCGAAUCUGAAGGAGCUGAUCUCUCAGACGAUGGUGAGCUGGGCUCAGGAGACGCACAUCCAGGACCCGGAGCUGGUGCGGCUGAUGUUCAGUCUGCUGAGACGGCAGUACGACAGCAUCGGAGAGCUGCUCCGAGCCACGAGGAAGACCUACACCAUCAGCGCCGUCUCCGUCCACGACACCAUCCACCUGCUGGCGUCUCUGGGCCAGAUCCGCUCGCUGCUCAGCGUCCGCAUGGGGAAGGAGGAGGAGCAGCUGAUGAUCCACGGCCUCGGGGACAUCAUGAAUAAUAAGGUCUUCUACCAGCAUCCUAACCUGAUGCGUGUUCUGGGGAUGCACGAGACCGUGAUGGAGGUGAUGGUGAACGUCUUGGGAGGAGGAAAGUCUCAGGAAAUCGCCUUCCCUAAGAUGGUGGCGAGCUGCUGCCGCUUCCUGUGCUACUUCUGUCGCAUCAGCCGUCAGAACCAGAAGGCCAUGUUUGAUCACCUGAGCUACCUGCUGGAGAACAGCAGCGUGGGACUGGCAUCUCCGUCCAUGAGAGGAUCCACUCCUUUAGACGUGGCGGCUUCAUCGGUGAUGGACAACAAUGGUCUGGCGCUGGCGCUCGAGGAGCCCGACCUGGACAAGGUCGUGACGUAUCUGGCCGGCUGCGGUCUGCAGAGCUGUCCGAUGCUCCUGGCCAAGGGAUAUCCAGACAUCGGCUGGAACCCUAUCGAGGGCGAGCGUUACCUGUCCUUCCUGCGAUUCGCCGUGUUUGUCAACGGGGCGGCUCCUGGCGGCGACGGCCUCUGGGUGCGGGACGAUCAGGAUGGAGACGGUGAAACUCAGUCAAUAGAGUGGGAUCCUGUACGUCAUCCCGGGCCACCCAAGAUCUCUCGUCAGCGCGCUGAAGGUGGAUGUGAGCUGAGUCCCACACUCUCUCGCUUGCUUGGAACCAGUGGUCCUCAGCUGGAACCUCAUUGGAAGGGAGUCAGUCCGGUGGUGUCCAGGCGAAGAGAGUUCUGGGCGUACUCGGCCCAAGGGAGGAAGCGGCUCCAGCUGUGCUGGUCGUCAUGGCAGUAUGACCGGAGGCAUUCGGCAGUUUCUAAGGCCGUGGGGAGUCCCUUGAGGGGAAUGAACUUGCACGCCUUUGAGAAGCGAUCUACUGCAACCAGGACACAGGUGUUGCCGUCAGAGAUCUGUCACAAAGUCAAUUCCAAGAUGGGACCAGGGCCGACGAGGGAUGGGCAGCGGCACGAGCUUGCCUACCGGGAGGUCUUUAACCGUCUGAAGGAUGGGCCAUUCCCGUAUGGCCUUAACUUUCCACUGGUCCAUCUGGAUGUUAUCUUGGCCGAUGAUGUACCCGAGGAACUGCACCGUGGAGCAAUGGAACUCACAUUUCUCCAGCUUAAGGUAGAGGUGGUGUUGUCGGAGCCGUUGAAGGACCUGCUUAACAUGGUGGCGAUGUUCGGCCAGAUUCCGGGAGUAGAUGAGGAUGUCGUCGAUCUUAAGGUAGAGGUGGUGGUGUCGGAGCCGUUGAAGGACCUGCUUAACAUGGUGGCGAUGUUCGGCCAGAUUCCGGGAGUAGAUGAGGAUGUCGUCGAUGUACACUAUGACAAAGCGAUGGAGGAUCUCCCCUCCACGGAGUUCCCCCAGGGCGGCCGGGACCAGGGGAAGGGAAUAUGGGAGCUUCACUGUCUGGGAAUUCAGAGCACGAUAGUCAAUACAAGGCCUCAAGCCCCCGUCCUUCUUGCCCACGAAGAAGAAGCUGGCGGCAGCUGGGCGUGGGGGUUUGAUGGGACAGUUCUGGAUAAAGUGAUCAGCUGCAGCACAGUAGAGGCAGAGUCCGGCCGUGAUGCGGCGUGUGCGUUCCACGCGACUUGGGCCCACAACAAAGCCUUGCCGGUAAGCAGAGAAAUGAGAAAGGCUACCUUGGAGCGUUCGGUGGAGAAUUUUUGCGGUUGCAUCUCGAUGAAGAGAGCCACUUGUAGCAGGAUGCCGCCACACUCAGCCGCGUCACCUGCGAAGCAAGCAGGCAAGGCCAUGGGACUCACAGAGGCAGCGGGCGAAGCGGUGACGGGUGUGAGUGAAGUCCGGAGGGCAGUGACUAGCUCCUUCAGGACAUCAGCGGGUGCUGGGUGCCGGGAAUCCAUGGAGGUAAAUGUUGUUGGUCUGGUCUUCUGUCACAACACAGGCCGGAGACAAGAGGUAAGUGAACACACAGCUGAGAACGCUGAUGCUGGGUCUUUAGCAGGCUUGUCUGGUGAUGGCUGGAACAGAGGAGGACAGGAUCGAAGGAACGCUGGAGUAUCUGGAGGUAAGCACAUGCAGGUGCGGGUGAUUAGUAAUCGGGUGAUUGUGAUCUGCUCCACUGAGGGCGAGGAGGAAGAGGAAGUGGUUCACAUGGGAAACGCCAUCCUGUCCUUCUACUCGGCUCUGAUCGAUCUGCUGGGCCGCUGCGCUCCCGAGAUGCACCUGAUCAAUAAGGGUAAAGGUGAAGCUCUGAGGAUUCGUGCCAUCCUUCGCUCUCUCGUUCCCACGGAGGAUCUGGUCGGCAUCAUCAGCAUCCCUCUCAAGAUGCCCGUCGUCAAUAAAGACGGCAGCGUGUUUGAGCCUGACAUGUCAGCCACUUUCUGCCCGGACCACAAGGCCCCCAUGGUGCUGUUCCUGGAGCGCGUGUACGGCAUCGAGGACCAGAGCUUCCUGCUGCAUCUGUUAGAGGUGGGCUUCCUGCCGGACCUGAGAGCCGCCGCCUCGCUGGACACGGAGGCUUUGCGCACCACAGAAACGGCUCUGGCUAUGAACAGGUACAUCGGUUCGGCGGUGCUGCCUCUGCUGACCCGCUGCGCUCCUCACUUCUCCGGCACAGAGCAUCACGCCGCGCUCAUCGACUCCACGCUCUACACCGUCUACCGCCUGUCCAAGGGCUGUUCGCUCACCAAAGCCCAGCGCGACGCCAUUGAGGAGUGUCUGCUGGCCAUCUGCAAGUGUUGUGUUCGUUCCCAGGAGGCUUUGCGCACCACAGAAACGGCUCUGGCUAUGAACAGGUACAUCGGUUCGGCGGUGCUGCCUCUGCUGACCCGCUGCGCUCCUCACUUCUCCGGCACAGAGCAUCACGCCGCGCUCAUCGACUCCACGCUCUACACCGUCUACCGCCUGUCCAAGGGCUGUUCGCUCACCAAAGCCCAGCGCGACGCCAUUGAGGAGUGUCUGCUGGCCAUCUGCAAGCUCAUUUCAAAUGGCGUUGGGCUUUACUGGGACAAUCCGACUGCAGCUCUUCUCUCUUACGUUCCCUUCCUUCUCUUGCCCGAAACUCUUGGUGUGAAAGCCAUAAGAAAACGUGCCAGGGCUUGCCACACAUUCAGCGGACACCUCCGCCACCAACAAAGCAGCAGACGCGAGCUUCACACCGCCCUGCAAUUAAACAGUCAGGAGAAGCCAAAGCGGCCUGAGGCUUUGCGCACCACAGAAACGGCUCUGGCUAUGAACAGGUACAUCGGUUCGGCGGUGCUGCCUCUGCUGACCCGCUGCGCUCCUCACUUCUCCGGCACAGAGCAUCACGCCGCGCUCAUCGACUCCACGCUCUACACCGUCUACCGCCUGUCCAAGGGCUGUUCGCUCACCAAAGCCCAGCGCGACGCCAUCGAGGAGUGUCUGCUGGCCAUCUGCAACUGCUGCGAGCUUAUACUGUUGACGAAUCAUUACGAGCAGAACUGGAAGUAUUACUGUCUGCCGGCUGGAUGGGGGAGUUACGGUCAGGCGUCUGAGGAGGAGCUGCUGCUCACCAAGAAGAUCUUCUGGGGAAUCUUUGACUCUCUGUCUCAGAAGAAGUACGAGCAGGAUCUGUUUAAGAUGGCCAUGCCGUGUCUGAGUGCCAUCUCUGGAGCUCUACCGCCGGAUUACAUCGACUUCACACUCAGCACCACGCUGGAGAAGCAGGUGUCUGUCGACACGCAGGGAAACUUCGACCCCAGACCCAUAAACACAGCCACCAUCUGCCUGCCGGAGAAGCUGGAGUACAUCGCAAACAAAUACGCUGAACAUUCCCAUGAGAAAUGGGCUGCUGAGAAGGUGCUUCUGGGCUGGAAACACGGAGAAAACAUCGACGAGAAAGCAAAAACUCACCCAAUGCUGAGAUCCUACAAGUCCCUGAUGGAGAAGGAGAAGGAGAUGUAUCGCUGGACGGUGCGCGAGUCCUUGAAGAGCAUGUUAGCGAUGGGCUGGAGCAUCGACCGCACCAGAGAAGGAGAGAGCCUGUUUCAGCAGAGAGAGAUGGAGAAGAUGCGCAGCGUCUCACAGGCCUCUCAGGGGAACGGCUUUAAUCCAAACCCGCUGGACAUGAGCAGCGUCCUUCUGUCCAGAGAACUGCAGUCGAUGGUUGAGGUCGUGGCUGAAAACUAUCACAACAUCUGGGCCAAGAAGAAAAAGAGUGAUCUGUGCAGCAGAGCCGCAGGAGGAGCUCAUCCGCUGCUGGUGCCCUACGACACGCUCACGGCCAAAGAGAAGACUAAAGACCGAGAGCGAGCGCAGGAUCUCUUCCGCUUCCUGCAGAUCAACGGAUACGCCAUCAGCAGGGGUCUGAAGGACAUGGAGCAGGACUCGUCCUCGAUGGAGAAACGCUUCGCCUUCCGCUUCCUGAAGAAGCUGCUGAAGUACGUGGACUCGGCGCAGGAGUUCAUCGCUCACCUUGAGGCGAUGGCGACCAGCGGAAAGAGUGACAGAUCGCCACAUGAACAGGAAAUCAAGUUCUUUGCUAAGGUGCUCCUCCCCCUCAUAGACCAGUACUUUAAAAACCACUCGCUCUACUUCCUGUCGUCGCCCACUAAGAAUCUGAGCAGCAGCGGAUACGCGUCGAACAAAGAGAAGGAGAUGGUCACCAGUCUGUUCUGUAAGCUGGCCACUCUGGUUAGACACAGGAUCUCUCUGUUUGGAAGUGACUCCACCACUAUAGUUAGCUGUCUGCAUAUCCUCGCACACACGCUGGACACCAGGACUGUGAUGAAAUCCGGAUCGGAGCUGGUCAAAGCCGGUCUGAGGACGUUCUUUGAGAGCGCGGCUGAAGAUCUGGAGAAGACCCUGGAGAACCUGAAGCUGGGGAAGUUCACGCACUCACGCAGUCAGAUGAAGGGCGUCUCGCAGAACAUCAACUACACCACAGUGGCUCUGCUGCCCAUCCUCACCGCUCUGUUCGAGCAUAUCACUGAACACCAGUUCGGCUCGGACCUGCUGCUGGAUGAUGUGCAGGUGUCGUGUUAUCGGAUCCUGACCAGUUUAUACUCGCUGGGGACGGGGAAGAACAUAUAUGUGGAGAGGCUUAUUACUGAAUACCAGAUCUAUUUGAGUACUGGAUGUGGAGUCGUAGGGCUGCCGGAGUCGGUGGAGGACGUGUGUCCUGAGAUGCCUCGUCUGGACGGUCUGAUGAAGGACAUUAACGACAUGUCAGAGUCCGGCGCUCGUUACACAGAGAUGCCGCACGUCAUCGAGGUGGUGCUGCCCAUGCUGUGUAAUUAUCUGUCCUACUGGUGGGAGAGAGGCCCGGAGAACCGGCCCGCAUCCGUCUGCUGCAGCACCGUCACCUCGGAACACCUCAGCCUCAUCCUCGGCAACAUCCUCAAGAUCCUCAACAGCAACCUGGGCAUCGACGAGGCCUCCUGGAUGAAGCGCAUCGCAGCAGCGGCAGUCAGAUUCAGAUCAGCUUCAUUACAGUCACAGCUGAUUCAGUUCCACUCGAUCUGCUCUGGCACAGAUAUACGCUUACGCUGUUCGUUUCAGCAGGAUUUUCUGAAAGUCUCAGCUGGAGGUCAGGAUCAGGAGCGGAAGCAUAAGAAGCGUCGCGGAGACUUUUACUCCAUCCAGACGUCUCUGAUCGUGGCGGCGCUGAAGAAGAUGCUGCCCAUCGGUCUGAACAUGUGCACGCCAGGAGACCAGGAGCUCAUCCUGCUGGCCAAGAUGCGAUACGGCCUGCUCCUCCUGUUUCCCAGGCUGCUCCCUGCUAACCGUGUCUGCUCUCUCCGUCUCAGGCAUCGCUCUAUUAACCUGUUCCUCACGGGCUACCAGCGGCUCUGGAUCGAGGCAGAGAUGUACUCGUUUGAGGAGAAGCUAGUGCAGGAUCUGGCUAAGACUCAGCCGAAGACUGAUGAAGAGGAGGAGGAGAUCACAGACACUCAGCCGGACCCUCUUCAUCAACUCAUCCUGCACUUCAGUCACAACGCACUGACAGAACGCAGCUCUCUAGAGGAGGAUCAGCUGUACAUCGCAUACGCAGACAUGAUGGCAAAGAGCUGUGCUGAAAAUGAGGAAGAGGAUGAGGAAGGAAAAGAGAAAACAUUUGAGGAGAAAGAGAUGGAGAAGCAGAAGACUCUGUACCAACAGGCCCGACUCCAUGACAGAGGAGCAGCAGAGAUGGUCUUACAGAUGAUCAGCGCUAGUAAAGGUCAUUUGGGUCCGAUGGUCACGUUCACGCUGAAGCUCGGCAUCUCCAUUCUCAACGGCGGAAACAUCACAGUCCAGCAGAAAAUGCUGGACUAUCUGAAGGAGAAGCGAGAUGUGGGUUUCUUCAAGAGUCUGUCAGGACUGAUGCAGUCGUGCAGUGUUUUGGAUCUGAACGCGUUCGAGCGUCAGAAUAAGGCCGAGGGUUUGGGGAUGGUGACUGAGGAAGGCUCCAUCAACGUGAGGGAGCGCGGCUCUAAAGUUCUUCAGAAUGACGAGUUCACCAAAGAUCUGUUCAGGUUCCUGCAGCUCCUGUGUGAGGGACACAAUAACGACUUCCAGAACUUUCUCCGGACGCAGACCGGAAACACGACCACAGUCAAUAUAAUCAUCAGCACCGUGGACUAUCUGCUCAGACUGCAGGAGUCGAUCAGUGACUUUUACUGGUAUUACUCUGGUAAAGACGUGAUGGACGAGGCGGGUCAGCGGAAUUUCUCCAAAGCUCUCGCUGUAGCCAAACAGAUCUUCAACUCGCUCACUGAAUACAUACAGGGUCCGUGUAUCGGGAACCAGCAGAGUUUGGCUCACAGCAGACUUUGGGACGCCGUCGUCGGAUUUCUGCACGUCUUCGCCAACAUGCAGAUGAAGCUGUCACAGGACUCCAGUCAGAUCGAGCUGCUGAAGGAGCUGAUGGAUCUGCAGAAGGACAUGAUAGUCAUGAUGCUGUCACUGCUGGAAGGAAACGUGGUGAACGGGACCAUCGGCAAGCAGAUGGUGGACACUCUGGUGGAGUCCUCCAGCAACGUGGAGAUGAUUCUCAAGUUCUUCGACAUGUUCCUCAAGCUGAAAGAUCUGACGACCUCGGAGAACUUCAAGGAGCACGACCCCGACCGUAAAGGCGUGAUCUCCAAGAAGGAGUUCCAGAAGUCCAUGGAGAACCAGAAGCAGUACUCUCAGUCCGAGAUCGAGUUCCUGCUGUCCUGCGCCGAGGCCGACGAGAACGACAUGUUCAACUACGAAGAGUUCGUCAAGCGCUUCCACGAACCCGCCAAGGACAUCGGCUUCAAUGUGGCGGUUCUGCUCACCAAUCUGUCGGAGCACAUGCCUCACGAUUCCCGACUGUCCACCUUCCUGAACCUGGCUGAGAGCGUUGUGAACUACUUCGAGCCCUACCUGGGCCGCAUCGAGAUCAUGGGCGGCGGCAAGAGAAUUGAGAGGGUUUACUUCGAGAUCAGCGAGUCCAGUCGAACGCAGUGGGAGAAACCGCAGGAAAAGAGUUUGGCUCACAGCAGACUUUGGGACGCCGUCGUCGGAUUUCUGCACGUCUUCGCCAACAUGCAGAUGAAGCUGUCACAGGACUCCAGUCAGAUCGAGCUGCUGAAGGAGCUGAUGGAUCUGCAGAAGGACAUGAUAGUCAUGAUGCUGUCACUGCUGGAAGGAAACGUGGUGAACGGGACCAUCGGCAAGCAGAUGGUGGACACUCUGGUGGAGUCCUCCAGCAACGUGGAGAUGAUUCUCAAGUUCUUCGACAUGUUCCUCAAGCUGAAAGAUCUGACGACCUCGGAGAACUUCAAGGAGCACGACCCCGACCGUAAAGGCGUGAUCUCCAAGAAGGAGUUCCAGAAGUCCAUGGAGAACCAGAAGCAGUACUCUCAGUCCGAGAUCGAGUUCCUGCUGUCCUGCGCCGAGGCCGACGAGAACGACAUGUUCAACUACGAAGAGUUCGUCAAGCGCUUCCACGAACCCGCCAAGGACAUCGGCUUCAAUGUGGCGGUUCUGCUCACCAAUCUGUCGGAGCACAUGCCUCACGAUUCCCGACUGUCCACCUUCCUGAACCUGGCUGAGAGCGUUGUGAACUACUUCGAGCCCUACCUGGGCCGCAUCGAGAUCAUGGGCGGCGGCAAGAGAAUUGAGAGGGUUUACUUCGAGAUCAGCGAGUCCAGUCGAACGCAGUGGGAGAAACCGCAGGUCAAAGAGUCCAAGCGGCAGUUUAUCUUCGAUGUCGUAAACAAGGGUGGAGAAUCCGAGAAGAUGGAGCUGUUCGUGAACUUCUGCGAGGACACCAUCUUCGAGAUGCAGCUGGCGUCUCUGAUCUCCGAGCCGGACGCUGCUGAGAGACAAGAGGAGGAUGAUGAUGAAGAUGAUGCUCGGAGCGUGGAUCUAGACGAGGACGAUGAAGAUAGCGCACAGGAGUCUUCCUCAGCGUUCGCUCUGGCCUGCGUCUCCAUGAGGAAGAGUCUCUCCAACCUGCGGCAGCUGCUGACCUUCAGGAGCAUGAGGAGACAGUACCGCAAGCUGAGGAAGAUGAGCAUCCGGGAGAUGAUCCGAGGAUUCUUCUUCUUCUUCUGGAUGAUCUUCACUGGCAUGUUCCGCUUCCUCUACAGCCUCGUCUGGGGCUUCUUCCACAUCCUGUGGUCCACGCUGUUCGGCGGCGGUCUCGUGGAAGGAGCCAAGAACAUGAAGGUGACGGACAUUCUGGGGAACAUGCCGGAUCCCACGCAGUUCGGGAUCCACGGAGACGUUCUGGAGCUGGAGAAGCUGGAGUACUGCGACGUGUCGUCGGUGGCGGAGCUCGGGCGCAUGGCGGCGGGAGAUCAGGCGGAGAUGGACCUGAUGACGGAGCUGAUGUACAUGCAGCCCAGGAGGGAAGGAGGCAAGCAUGGCAUGGAGCCGGGGCUGGGAGACGUGUCCGAGGUGAUCGGAGUGGACGCUCCGUCUUUAGCCAGCGCCGUCCAUCAGAAGAAAGCUCAGGACGGAGAGAAGAAAGACCAGGACAAGGGCAAAGAGGAGAGCAUGUCAGACGAGAAGAAGCCGCUGAAGAAGAGACGCGGUCAGAGGAAGGAGCAGGCCGAGGCCUUCAUGGCGGCGUUUUUAGCCGGUCUGGACGUCCAUCAGACCAAAACCCUGAAUUAUCUGGCCAGAAACUUCUACAACCUGCGAUUCCUGGCUCUGUUUGUGGCGUUCGCCAUCAACUUCAUCCUGCUCUUCUACAAGGUGACCGGUGAGGAUUCAGAUGAUCUGGACCCGUGGACGCGGCGAGAGGAAGAGGAGGAGGAUGAAGGUGUGCUGGAGUAUUUUGUUCUUCAGGAGAGCACGGGUUACAUGGCUCCGACCCUGCGCUUCCUCGCCGUCAUGCACACCGUCAUCUCCUUCCUCUGUGUGCUGGGAUAUUACUAUCUGAAGGUGCCGCUGGUGGUGUUCAAGCGUGAGAAGGAGAUCGCGCGCAAGCUGGAGUUCGACGGGCUCUACAUCACCGAGCAGCCGUCUGAUGAUGAUAUUAAAGGCCAGUGGGACAGACUCGUCAUCAACACGCCGUCUUUUCCAAACAACUACUGGGACAAAUUUGUCAAACGGAAGGUUAUUAAUAAGUACGGAGAUCUAUACGGAGCCGAGCGGAUCGCGGAGCUGCUGGGUUUGGAUAAAAGUGCUUUAGACUUCAAUCCCACCGAAGAGACGGUCAUUAAAGACGCCUCGCUGCUGUCCUGGUUGAGCUCCAUUGACACCAAGUAUCACGUGUGGAAGAUGGGCGUCGUGUUCACUGAUAACUCGUUCCUGUAUCUGGUCUGGUACACCACCAUGUCCAUUCUGGGACAUUAUAAUAAUUUCUUCUUCGCCGCUCAUCUGCUGGACAUCGCCAUGGGCUUCAAAACACUGAGGACCAUCCUGUCCUCCGUCACACACAACGGCAAACAGCUGGUGCUGACAGUCGGGCUGCUCGCUGUGGUGGUGUAUCUCUACACCGUCGUAGCGUUCAACUUCUUCCGCAAGUUCUACAACAAGAGCGCAGACGAGGAUGAGCCCGAUAUGAAGUGUGAUGACAUGAUGACGUGUUAUCUGUUCCACAUGUACGUGGGUGUCCGAGCUGGCGGCGGGAUCGGUGACGAGAUCGAGGACCCUGCGGGCGACCCGUACGAGCUCUACCGGAUCCUGUUCGACAUCACCUUCUUCUUCUUCGUCAUUGUGAUCCUGCUGGCCAUCAUACAAGGUCUGAUCAUCGAUGCGUUUGGAGAGCUGAGAGACCAGCAGGAGCAGGUCAAAGAGGACAUGGAGACCAAAUGCUUCAUCUGUGGAAUCGGGAACGACUAUUUCGACACGACGCCACACGGCUUUGAGACUCACACGUUACAAGAGCACAACCUCGCCAACUACCUAUUUUUCUUGAUGUACCUGAUCAACAAGGAUGAAACCGAGCACACUGGUCAGGUGCGUUCUGAGAAGAUGAUCAUAUAUUAUUUCCCUCAACAAAAGACAGAACAGCUCGACACGUUGCCUUCUUUGAGCCCAGAACCAUUGCACAAGGUUUUUUCGUGUUUCUUGAGAAACUCUGGGGUGAUGCACAAGCGUUUGGACAGCAUGAUGCCAAAAGCACGCGUGUUUGUGCGUGUGUUCACACUCCCUCGGAUCCCCUGCCUGCUUGCCCGUAGAGAACUCAAACCUUCGUCAAGUGCCUUACCUCCAUCACAUCUGAGCUAUGCAACAGCUGCGUUCCCUCCCGAUGUCGUGGAGGUCUGUCCGUGUUCAGUCUCCUGGUUUCAGAUGGAAAUGCUCUCGUUUGGCCGUUCCUCUGCUGUGUUCAGUGAUGCUCCAUCACGCUAUGACAACACGAUCAUCAUCAUCGACACAGAGCAGAGGCUUGAGGACAGACAGACAGAUGUGCCCAACAGAAACAUGAAGGACUGGUACAGGAGGUGGCUCAAGAAAAAGCACAUUAAGCUCAUGGAGGGGCCGAGCCGGUCUCCAGACCUCAAUCCUGUAGAAAAUCUGUGGAGGGAGCUGAAGCUUUGA